Messenger RNA from Gamsiella multidivaricata, 1236 nucleotides. RefSeq lists its product as uncharacterized. The coding region runs from base 128 to 1183 and encodes 351 amino acids. The record is from RefSeq and is a predicted model, not a curated record. The transcript is spliced from 3 exons. Lineage: Eukaryota; Fungi; Mortierellomycota; Mortierellomycetes; Mortierellales; Mortierellaceae.
CGCUGAAGUGUAUACAAAUAUCGGAGGCUGUCAUGCAUUUCUCAAACAGUGGGAACCACAGGGUCGACACCUCUGCACUUUGCAGCCGCAAAUGGUUGUCUGACGAUCGUCGAGAUAUUACUGCGACAUGGUGCCACAGCUGAUCUGGCUGACAAAGCAAGUACCAUGGACCUUGCACAAUUGCUGCGUCGGUGUCACAGACGAAUUAACCAGCAAGGACAAAGAUAAGCAGCAGCAAUCGUCCUUUAUUCAAUCUCCAUGGCCAAGUCUUAUGAACACCUUGGAGCCAGCUUUCAAUACCAGCAGGAGGCGAUCCGUUGACAUAGCCACUACUGGAUAUCCUUCACCGCCAUCGGCUACCCCAUCGUUGUACCGUCGCGCUUCGCUGGAUUUGAUCACGGCUACGAAUUCUACCGACAACGAUAUUGGACGCGAUUCGGAUGCGUCUACAUCAGAGACCGCCGUAUCGGACCCGCCAUCUUGCUCCACGUUUGUCAACCCCAUGAUGCCGGAGAGCAAUGACAGCAAAUCUCUACUAGAAAUUCAAGUCAGCGCCGAUUCAGCGGAAAAGUCUCGCGUCGAAAGCAGCCCCAUGGGGCGAUCUGUGUCGCAGUCUUUACGUUCUCUAGGCAGAGGUGCCACACGGAGAGCAUCAUCAGCAUCAGAACCCAAUGCGCGCCAAUCCUUCGACCUCCGAUCGUUUGCAUUCUCUCGCGGACGCAUGGCGCCUCAAGAGGAAGAAGUAGAGGAGAAUGGAUACAGCAGUACUCCCCGGCGACGUAGCAUACAAGAGUCCUUUGGAUUUAGCGGCAACGACCAGGACGAAAAGUCGUUCUUCUCCCACCCAUCUGGGAUGACUUCCUCUGCUUCAGCCUCGUCAAUUCAUGAGACGUCGUUGCAGGGGCACAACAACACUAGCAAACAUCGUGCCUCGUUCUCGGGCAGUGCUACCAUCUCGGGACGAUUUUCUCGCUUUUGGUCAUAUGGGCCUGCGAAGGAUGGUCAAGAGGGAGGUGUUCAUGGGAAGGAUGGAUUUGCAGACUCCUUGCAGUCGAUCGACGGCGGGAACGGCGACUGGAACACUGAGGCUACCGCUUUCCACCAGUCCAACAAGUACGCAGCAGGAGGCCGGCCGCGUGUAGGGGUGAUGAACCGCUUUUCUGGCAUGUGGUCGCGCCGCUAGACCACUGCUAGCCUUCGUCUACCAGGCGCACUGUUGGCUUUAUUUUAUUUUAU